AUGACCGAGGAGGCGAUGCUGGAAUGGCUCACCUACUCGACGGACAUGCGUGGAGUGGACGUCUUGACGUACAGAACCCCGACUUCCCACGAAACGAUCCUGCAUGUUGCGGUGGACCGAGACUUCGCCCGCGCCGUGCGAUGCCUCGUUGCCACAUAUCCUGGAAUCGUUGACGUACAAGACGUCUACGGCACAACUGCGUUGAUGCAUGCGAUUGUCAAGCGCUGUGAUAUGGACAUCGUGCAUACUUUAGUGCACGCGACUACCGACUGGGCCAUCAAGUGCCACGACGGGUACUCUGCCAUGUACCUCGCAGCAGAGCAGUCUCGCUUGGACGUGUCUCGAUGCAUCCUACCGGAGCUACCCGACGAAGGCGCUCACGACUUGUUCACGGCGAUCGCAGAGAAUGACUCGGAUAUUCUUCGACAUCUCUUGGCGGCCGGAGUGUCUCCAUCGCUCAAACGCCCAGAUGUCCUUCAGACCCCCGCCCUUCACAGCGCGAUCCACAAUCCCACGCUUCUCGCCAUCCUCCUCGACAUCGAUCCAUCCCUGGUCGAUGGAAAAGAUCGCCAAGGCCAGACGGCGCUCGCAGUGGCGUCGACACUGGGAGAACUGGACGCGAUUCACCUGCUGCUCCAGCACAACGCGAGUGUGGACAUGCGGGACCAUCGCGGGCGAUCCCCUCUCCACUUGGCCGCCCACCACGAGCAGUUGCAAGUCAUGCAGUGCUUGUUGGGCCAUCGCAGCACGUCGGUCGACAUCAAGGACGAUGACCAGCGCACGCCGCUGCACUUGGCGGCGGAGAAAGGAUUCGUUCGGGGGUGCCAUGUCUUGUGCAACGCAAAAGCGAAACUCCACGCCACGGAUAUGCACGGGUGGAGCCCUCUCCACAUCGCAGCGAGCCUCGGCCACCUAGACGUGUGCGCCUACUUCGUCGACCACGGAGGUCUUGUGCUCGACUGGAACGAUUCGGUGCUGUGCCGGCAUCCAUCGUCUCCCGCGUCGUGGGUCGCUGUCUCGCCCAACAAACUGUGCCUCAUUUACGCCGAACUCUGGGACGUCGGCGUUCCUUCGACCAAGGCCAAGUAUGGCACGCUGCGCAUUCGAGACUUUGAAAUGAACACACUGCUGCACGUGGCGGCGACGUACGCGGCCGGCGUCGACACAGAGUACCUCUUGACGACCUUGCAGCGCCACAUCUCGGUCCAUUCGCUCAACUGCCAUCGCGCGUCUCCGUUGCAAACCGGCAACACGAAAUCGCUUGGCUUGCUCCAAUCGAUGGGGUCCCGGGACGAUCAAGCAGCGGUUGGGUCGUGUCUUCCGUUGGGGACGGCAUCGUCCAACGACUCGAUCGACUUGGACAUCAACGACGGCCCGUUCAGUGCAUGCUCGUCGACAAAGCUCGUCAUGCUACUCCAUGAAGUCACCGUUGGUUACGCCGCGCUCGGCGAAGCCACGACCAUCUGCAUCAGCGCCGAAAACGGCGACACGAUCCUCCACGCCGUGCUGGAAUCCAUCAAACACCUCCCCGACGAUGUCCAAGAGACCAUGUUGAGCGGCCCCCACUGGCUUGGAUCGACCGCGCCAGACCUCUCGCUCCUUCUCGACCGCAGAAACUGGGCUGGCCGGACUCCGUUGCACGUGGCUGCCGCCGCGGGGGCCCUAGGUGCGUGCCGGGCUCUUGUGACGCACGGUGCAUCUCUUGCAGUUGGCGUUGGUCGGCCCGAUGGCAGGUUAAAGUUCCCGUCAUCACAGUCGGUUGAGGGCUGGACAGCGCUCAACUUUGCCGUUGAUCUUGGCCACGAUGCGCUCAUCAUGUUUGUGUUGAACCAACCGGUGGCGCGAGGCAUCUUCCCCACCGUCAGCGGCGCGAUGGAGCACUUGAAGGCAGCAGUGGCGGCAAAGCGGCCGCGACUGCUUCCUCGCGUCCAUCAACGUUUGCGGGUUUGCGACGACGCCGCGGAUGGCACGACGUUGCCAGUCGACCCCAUCACGAUCACGGCCAAACAGCGCAGCGAACAGUUUUUGAAGCACCGAGACGACCCAAGUGCGUGGAGUGUGUUCCGAGCGGUCGUGCAGUGUGAAAGGCAUGGUGUGAGUGCGCUGAAGAUGGUCGAGUGCCGCGACUUGAUCGUGAAAAGUACCGGCGACUCGUUGCUGCACAUACUGGCGUGCCAUGCUGAUCGCUGGGCCGAAGUUACAUACCUCCUGACGCAGGAGAAAAUCCCGGUCGACAUUCCCAAUCACCAAGGCAAGACGGCACUGCACUACGCCUGCGAGCACCGGGCAUUGCCGAUGGUCUCGCUGCUCGUGUCGCACGGCGCCAACCUGCGAGCCAGCCAUCGCGCCGUGCGAUUACCGCCUGUGUCGUCGCACUUUGACGUGUUAGCAGGUCAAAGGGUAGUGAAUUCCAGCAGGGUUUCCGUGAGCCAAACAGCGGACGAGGACAAAGGCAGCUCGACAAGUGGCCUCACGGAGUCGAAUCACGGCACCACCGACUCGUCGUCGACUAACACGCGGCCGUCCGAGCAGCUUCAAACACCGCUGCAUGUGUGCUUGAGCCAGUCGGUGGCAGAUGCAGUCCAUCGGCGAGAAAUCCACGGGAUAGUCGAGUUGCUGCUGCACCACCCGGCGUCGAUUGCCGAGCCGACGUCGACACCGACCAACAAAGGCGACGGUGCGGCGGAGCCACCCACAUGGAACGCCUUUGUGUUUGAGCGGGUCCUGGCCGACUUUCCGCCAUUGCUUCCGCUCUAUCUCGAUCACUUCAUGACCAUCAGCUCGUGGUACGGCGCCACGACGAUUAGUUACUCGGAGGUGAAGGACCUGUGCCGCAACGUGGACCGGCUGACGCAUAUUCCCGCCUUGAUGCUCCACCCCACGAUUCGAAACGCGCUUCAAGCUCGAUGGCGGCUGUACGGGCGAAGGCUGUACCGGAAAGAGCUCGUGCUGUCGGUCGCGCUUGUUUUGAGCUUCACCUUGUCGAACUACACGGUCCUGACGCCCCAAGACGACGACGGCAACAUGACAUCCUUUUCGCCUUGGUUUGACUUUGUCACGCCAGACGAUGCCGUCGUCGGGACAUUCAAGUUGCUUACGUGGGCGCUGGCACUCUACCAUCUCGUGUACGUGGAGCUGUGGCAGGAACUUCGCUUGCAGCGCCAUCGGUACUGGCGGUCUGUAUGGAACUACAUCAACCUGGCCACGUACUUCCUGCUCCUCAUGUCGCUGCCGCUCGAAUAUGCGUCCGUGCGGCCUGCCAUCACCGAGUCAUGCCUGAGUCUCGCGAGCAUCUUGCUCCUCUUUGGCCUCAUGCAGAGCCUCCUCGUGUACCCGACCUUCUCCGUCCUCCUCUUCUCGUUCUCUCGCAUGGUCCGAGUGGCGGUCAAAUUUUGCUGCCUCCACUUGCUGCUGCUUGUGGGGUUCACGGCAGCGUUUUAUUUGAUAUUCCACGGCAAGUCGGGCCAUGAGAGCCUGGCCAAGAGCUUUGCUAGUGUCUUUUUCAUCACGUUCGGCGAGAUCCAAUUCCAUGAAAACUAUGCCGACGUCCCGAGCCCGGUGCGGUACUCGUUUGGGCUCAUCGUCCUGAUAGCGUACCUCGUCUGCGUCAACGUCGUGGGGCUCAACAUGCUUGUUGCGAUGAUGACGUCCGAGUACGAGCAAAUUAAAAGCCAAGCGGAGGAGUUGGCAAUGCUGCAGCUGGCGUCGACCAUGCACCGCUACGAGACGUGGCUCGGGCGCCGCGCGCUGGAAAAGUUGUACGAUGAAUCGGUCUUUGGCGACAUGUGCGCUGCCGUGGCUGACGGGCCAAACGAACAUCCGCUGGUGAAACAUCCGAGUUCGAGAGCGAUCAAGAGCGACGAUGGCCAUGCAGCGGACACGAUGCUGCACGACCCGACGUCAAAGGACAUUGCGGUCGAGCGAAGCAUGGUUGAAUUGACGCAGCGAGUGACCGAGUUGGAGUCCCUCGUCCAGCAGCAUGUUCAAGCCAACCACAUGCUUCUUCAAGAGCUUGUCGGCCUGUUGCAAAGGUCGUCGUCGGCGGCGAGAUAG
This is a messenger RNA of Aphanomyces invadans, 4053 nucleotides long. RefSeq lists its product as hypothetical. Bases 1 to 4053 code for a protein of 1350 amino acids. Gene Ontology annotation, molecular function: protein binding; monoatomic ion channel activity. The record is from RefSeq and is a predicted model, not a curated record. Gene Ontology annotation, biological process: calcium ion import across plasma membrane. The transcript has 16 exons. Lineage: Eukaryota; Oomycota; Saprolegniomycetes; Saprolegniales; Verrucalvaceae. Gene Ontology annotation, cellular component: membrane.